AAACCGCUCACCUUUGCUGACUGCAUUAGUGAUGAGUUGCCGCUAGGAUGGGAAGAGGCGUAUGACCCACAGGUUGGAGAUUACUUCAUAGACCACAACACCAAAACCACCCAGAUCGAGGACCCCCGGGUUCAAUGGCGGCGAGAGCAGGAGCACAUGCUGAAGGACUACCUGGUGGUGGCCCAGGAGGCCCUGAGUGCACAAAAGGAGAUCUACCAGGUGAAGCAGCAGCGCCUGGAGCUGGCCCAGCAGGAGUACCAGCAGCUGCAUGCCGUCUGGGAGCACAAACUGGGCUCCCAGGUCAGCUUGGUCUCUGGUUCAUCAUCCAGCUCCAAGUAUGACCCUGAGAUCCUGAAAGCUGAAAUUGCCACUGCAAAAUCCCGGGUCAACAAGUUGAAGAGAGAGAUGGUUCACCUCCAGCAGGAGCUGCAGUUCAAAGAGCGUGGCUUUCAGACUCUGAAGAAAAUCGAUAAGAAAAUGUCUGAUGCUCAGGGCAGCUACAAACUGGAUGAAGCCCAGGCUGUCUUAAGAGAAACCAAAGCCAUCAAAAAGGCCAUCACCUGUGGAGAAAAGGAAAAGCAAGAUCUCAUUAAGAGCCUCACCAUGCUGAAGGACGGCUUCCGCACCGACAGAGGGUCCCACUCAGACCUGUGGUCAAGCAGCAGCUCCCUCGAGAGUUCGGGCUUCUCACUGCCCAAACAGUAUCUGGACGUGAGCUCCCAGACAGACAUCUCGGGAAGCUUCGGCACCAGCAGCAACAAUCAGUUGGCAGAGAAGGUCAGAUUGCGCCUUCGAUAUGAAGAGGCUAAAAGGAGGAUCGCCAACCUGAAGAUCCAGCUGGCCAAGCUGGAUAGUGAGGCCUGGCCAGGAGUGCUGGAUUCGGAGAGGGACCGACUGAUCCUCAUCAACGAGAAGGAGGAGCUGCUGAAGGAGAUGCGCUUCAUCAGCCCCCGAAAGUGGACUCAGGGGGAGGUGGAGCAGCUGGAGAUGGCCCGGAAGCGCCUGGAGAAGGACCUGCAGACGGCCCGGGAUACCCAGAGCAAGGCGCUGACUGAGAGGUUAAAGUUGAAUAGUAAGAGGAACCAGCUGGUGAGAGAACUAGAGGAAGCCACCCGGCAGGUGGCCGCUCUACACUCCCAGUUGAAGAGCCUCUCCAGCAGCAUGCAGUCCCUGUCCUCGGGUAGCAGCCCCGGGUCCCUCACAUCCAGCCGGGGCUCUCUGGCCGCCUCCAGCAUAGACUCCUCCAACUCGGCCAGCUUCACAGACCUCUACUAUGACCCCUUUGAGGCGCUGGACUCGGAGCUGCAGAGCAAGGUGGAGUUUCUGCUCCUGGAGGGGGCCACGGGCUUCCGGCCCUCAGGCUGCAUCACUACCAUCCACGAGGACGAGGUGGCCAAGACGCAGAAGGCAGAGGGGAGCAGCCGCCUACAGGCCCUGCGCUCUCUGUCUGGCACCCCGAAAUCCAUGACUUCCCUGUCCCCCCGCUCCUCCCUGUCCUCCCCAUCUCCACCCUGCUCCCCUCUCCUCACUGACUCUGUCCUGACCGGAGACACAUUCCUGAGCCCUCUGGAGUUUGAAGACCCUGAGCUGAGUGCCACUCUUUGCGAAAUGAGCCUUGAUAGCGACGCCCAGGAAAGCUACCGACUGGAGGAACCAGGAGCAGAGGACAAGCCGCUGGGCCAAGCUGUGAAUGCAACCAAGGGGUGCAGCCUGAAAGUCGCCUGUGUCUCAGCUGCUGUGUCGGAUGAAUCUGUAGCUGGGGACAGCGGUGUGUAUGAGGCUUCCGUGCAGAGACUGGGUGCUUCCGAACCUGCUGCUUUUGACAGCGACGACUCAGAAGCAGUGGAUGCUACUCGGGUUCAGAUUGCCCUAAAGUAUGAUGAGAAGAAUAAGCAGUUUGCAAUCUUAAUCAUCCAACUCAGUAACCUGUCGGCUCUGUUGCUGCAACAAGACCAGAAAGUGAACAUCCGUGUGGCUAUCCUUCCCUGCUCCGAGAGCACCACCUGCCUGUUCCGCACCCGGCCCCUGCACGCCUCAGACACCCUCGUGUUCAACGAGGUGUUCUGGGUGUCCAUGUCCUAUCCCGCCCUUCACCAGAAGACCUUAAGAGUCGAUGUCUGUACCACCGACCGGAGCCACCUGGAGGAGUGCCUGGGAGGUGCCCAGAUCAGCCUGGCUGAGGUCUCCCGGUCUGGGGAAAGGUCGACUCGCUGGUACAACCUCUUGAGCUACAAAUACUUGAAGAAACAGAGCAGGGAGCCCAAGCCACUGGGAGCCGUGGCCCCCACGCCAGGACCUGAAGUCACGGAUGCCGUGUCGGCUCUGUUGGAACAGACAGCUGUGGAGCUGGAGAAGCGGCAGGAAGGAAGAAACAGUGUCCAGACCCUGGAAGACAGCUGGAGGUACAAGGAGACCGCUGAGAACGAGAUGGUGGCUCAAGAGGAGGGAGAAGAGGAGGAGGAGGAGGAAGAGGAGGAGGAGGAGGAAGAAGAGAAUAUUUUCAUUGAGAAAGACUCACCAGACAUGGACAAGUGUCAGGCCUUAAAGGUGGACAAAGAGACCAACACAGAGACCCCGUCUCCCACAGUGGUGCGGCCCAAGGACCGGCGGGUGGGUGCACCAUCCCCAGGGCCAUUUCUUCGAGGAAGCACCAUCAUCCGCUCUAAGACCUUCUCACCAGGACCCCAGAGCCAGUAUGUGUGCCGGCUAAACCGGAGUGACAGUGACAGCUCCACCCUGUCCAAGAAGCCGCCUUUUGUUCGAAACUCCAUGGAGCGGCGCAGUGUCCGCAUGAAGCGGCCUUCUUCAGUCAAAUCCCUGCGUGCCGAGCGCCUGAUUCGCACUUCCCUGGACCUUGAGUUAGACCUACAGGCCACCAGAACCUGGCACAGCCAACUGACUCAGGAGAUCUCGGUGCUGAAGCAGCUCAAAGAGCAGCUUGAACAAGCCAAGAGCCAAGGAGAGAAGGAGCUGCCGCAUUGGCUACGUGAAGAUGAGCGCUUCCGCCUGCUGCUGAGGAUGCUGGAGAAGCGGAUGGACCGAGCAGAGCACAAGAGUGAGCUCCAAACAGACAAGAUGAUGAGAGCGGCUGCCAAGGAUGUGUACAGGCUCCGAGGCCAGAGCUGCAAGGAACCUCCAGAAGUGCAGUCUUUCAGGGAGAAGAUGGCAUUUUUCACCCGGCCUCGGAUGAAUAUCCCCACCCUCUCUGCAGACGAUGUUUAAUCGCCAGCAAAGUGUUUCUUUCGUUCCACUGACCAGGCUGUGAACAGAGACUGUGGCUAAAGUUAUUUAUGUGGUGUUAUAUGAAGGUCCCGAGUCCCAAGUCCUCUAGCGCUCUUGUUGGUGUGAAGAUGAACAGAUUUUUUUUUUUUUAGUUUGGGUUCUAUUGUUAUUAAAA
Messenger RNA from Condylura cristata (star-nosed mole), 3397 nucleotides. It is a transcript of the gene WWC1, whose product is annotated as WW and C2 domain containing 1. Lineage: Eukaryota; Metazoa; Chordata; Mammalia; Eulipotyphla; Talpidae. The transcript is spliced from 22 exons. Gene Ontology annotation, biological process: cell migration; regulation of hippo signaling; regulation of DNA-templated transcription. Gene Ontology annotation, cellular component: cytoplasm. Bases 157 to 3222 code for a protein of 1021 amino acids. The record is from RefSeq and is a predicted model, not a curated record. Gene Ontology annotation, molecular function: kinase binding; molecular adaptor activity.